CUUAAGUUUGACACCAUGCACUACACCACUUGUCCAAGUCAUUGUCAGGGAAUGUGCUUUUUUUUUUAAGAACUGUUGCAAAAUUAACAACCAUACAUGUGUAAAGAUGUGUCAGCAGUGAAUUACUACUCCAAUGGGUUUGUGGGUGUAUGAAUGAGUAAUAAUCAAUGUGAUUGGCUGGAACAGAGGACCCCCAAAAUCCAAUUUUGCUAAGGGUCACGUGGCGGCCUGGUUUCAUAUGAAAAAAUGGUGGCGUUUUCUACUGUUGUACUCACUAACACAGAUUUGAACACAUUUACAAAGCAGAUUUCAGGGAAUAAAAACGUGUGUUAUUUAAAUGGGAUGUAUUGUCCUGACUUGUUCGUGUUUGGUUAAGUAGCCUAUAAAAAAACCCUCUGGAUGCCUUUGCCCAAACAAUUAAGUGUACACUACAAGUGUAAUGUCGGUGUGUUUUGUUGUUGUUGUUGUUGGGCUUUCCCUUGAAGGCAUUUCUGCAACGGCGUCUUCUCCUCAGCGCGUACCUGCAUGGCGACACUUCAGCACCAUGGAGAGCAACCCUCGCCAACGCCGUCUGCUGAAACCAAUCGGCGGUCCGAAAGUGCAGCACAAGCUCUGUUUGGCAUUUCGACUCGAGCCGCCAAAUAUUCUGCUCGCCAAUUUGCGAUCGUGUUACUGCGGCACACCGUAAAGAGGGGAAGAGGGAGGUGGGAUGCGGGCUUUCCCUUAUACGCUCGUCCAUCUUCGAGCUACUGCAGAGUUGGCUCCGAGAUGCGUCUCGAGCUUUUAUUCGGUUACCUCGAGCUCUAGCUGCUGUCGUUAGCGAGGUACUCCACGCCCCGUCACUAUUUAUCGACCGCCGAUCGGCAUCAUGUCUCCUCCGGCGUCGGCUGCGACUGCCAGCGAAAGCAGCACGACCACCACCGCCGUGUUUGAGGAGGACACCAGAGAGGAGCAAAAACCCCUCAAGCAAUCUCUGAGGAAGUCAAUAUGUCGGGAGAGUUUCUGGAAAUGCCUGCUCCUGUCCGUUCUUAUGUACGGCUGCAUGGGAGCCAUGGUUUGGUGUCACGUCACCGAGGUGACCCGCCUCACCUUUGACAGCGCAUUCAAAGGGAAAUCCAUGAUGUACCACGACAGUCCCUGCUCUGAUGGCUACAUAUAUAUUCCUCUAGCCCUACUGGGCAUGCUUUACUUGGUCUACCUGGUGGAAUGCUGGCACUGUCACGUGCAGAACGAGCUGCAGCACAAAGUCGACGUGGAGGGCAUUUACGAGCGAAUCCAGAGGAUGCAGCAAGCCAAACCUUGCAUCUGGUGGAAGGCCAUCAGUUACCACUACGUGCGUCGCACCCGGCAAGUCACACGCUACCGCAAUGGGGACGCGUACACCAGUACUCAAGUUUACCACGAGCGAGUCAACACUCAUGUGGCGGAAGCCGAAUUUGAGUACAGUCACUGCGGAGUGAAAGACGUCUCCAAACAGCUGCUCAGCCUGGAGAAGUCUGCCCUCACAAAGAUGCGUUUUACCAAGUGUUUUAGCUUUGCCAACGUUGAGUCUGAGAAUUCGUACCUCACGCAGCGAGCAAGAUUUUUCACUGACAACGAAGGCCUCGACGACUAUAUGGAAGCCAGGGAGGGCAUGCACCUGAAAAACAUUGACUUGAAGGAAUAUAUCAUAGCUAUGUCUGACCCCGAGCACCACCCCUGGUAUCUGUCCCAUUAUGUCUUCUGGUUCGCCUCAUUCCUCACCUUCUCAUGGCCUCUACGAGUGUUCAUUGAGUAUCGCACCGCAUAUGUCCACUAUCGCGUCGAGAAACUCUUCGGACAUGAUUACAUUCCAGUGACACCGUGUGAGGACAGGCCAUAUUGGCGACGUAUCCCCCGCGUCAACACAAUUGACAGUACGGAAUUGGAGUGGCACAUUCGGUCCAACCAGCAGUUGGUUCCAAGUUACUCAGAGGCAGGCCUCAUAGAUCUAGCCCAGUGCCCCUCCACCUUCAGUGGCAUUCGUCAGAAUUGUGAGCGCUGCCACAGGGCCAUCAGUUGCUCCUCAGUGUUCUCCAGAAGUGCCCUCAGCAUCUGUACAGGAGCCAGCUCCAGAAUCCCCUUCAGCGGCAGUCGAUUCUCCCUGGCUCGACGCUACGGAUCACAAAGGAGCUGCUUUUGGAGGAGCGGAAGUUUAGACGACCAGGAGAGUCCCAGCGAAAACACCCGCUGCCUGUCAGAACGCCUCAACACAGACGACGAAGAACCCCCAGACUAUGACGACGCGCUGUGCUACCCGGUGCUCAUUGUCCACUGCAGCGAAAACUGCCACAACCACAGGUCCUUCCACAGAAACGGCUCUUGUGUGGAGACUUCACUGUGACCGUGCUAAAAAAAAAAAAAAAAAAAUCAAGAAUAUCUGUAGCAUACAAACACUUGGCUGCAUGUGAGAUAUACAAACAAAUGCAGAAAUCCUGAAUGUGUGAAUCACCAAAGCAAUAAGUGUGAUUAAUGAUAUGUGAAACCUCUGCGCGGACAAAGACUGUUAACACUGCACAUCGUUGCCAUAGCUUUUACGAUCUUGACAUAUAAAAGUGGCGCUGCAGUUACCUCACAAGAGCUGGACUCGAAAAAAUGGACACGUCUAAAAGUGGUCAUUGAAAUAUGUGUAACAAAUGCAUCAUGAGUGACAAGUCACUUGGCAACUUUGAUGAGUUUCAUAUUCCAUAGUCGACCUAUUUCUAAGGACAGCAAUAACUGCAAAAACCUAAGUAGGAUCAUCUCAAGUGGAAGGUAAAAUGGAAAAUAUCAAUUGAAUAUAUUAGUUGCACUGAUGCAUAUCAAACGCAGCAGAAUGAAACCCGAAUCUAUGCCACACAAUACACGCCGCUAGCUGUUAUUUUCAGUUCAUUUAUUUAUUCAUGUGUUGGUGACGUUUCAUAAUCUGUCAAGCCAUUCAGUUUCCGUAUCGCUUUUCCUCAUUUAGCGUCACGGGUCCCAACUGAUUUCGGGCAAGAGGCGGGGUACACCCGAGACUGGUCGCCAGCCAAUCAUAGGGCACAUAUAGACAAACAACCAUUCACAAUCUCAUCCGCACAAGGACAAUUUAAAGGCUUCACCUGACUGAAAACUGUUUUUGGGCCUGGGGGACGAAGCCGGAGUCCCCAGAGAAAACCAAUGGGAAGAGCAUGCAAACUCCACUCUUGAGAGAUUCAAACCAUCCUCACUGUGACGUCAUGCCACCGUGCUGCCUACUUAUUCUAAUCACAGGAGGGGACAUUUUAUCUACACUCUGCUGCAUAUUUUGUUGUACACCACACAAUGAAGCAGAUCACACAAAUUGAUUUUUUAAACAUCUUUUUCAGACUUUUACAUUGCUCAGAAUGUUUUUUUUUUGCCAGCAGCGCUUGUCCUCAUGAGGUUCGCGGGUGAGCUGUAGCCUAUCCCAGCUGACUUAGAGCAAGAGACCGACUACAUCCUGGACUGAUCGCCAGCCAAUCGCAGAACACACUCUAGUACACUGAAGUCAAAAUUCUGUUUGCUCAAUAUGAUUCUGAAAAUCUCUUUCAGUUUGACUGUUAUUUUUCCAUGCCCACAAUUGCAUAAUUAUGUCCCAACGCAGCGCGUUGAAGAAGCAUAACUGAAUGUGAGCCACCAGCGUACAUUAUGUAGUCCCGUACCAACUAUGUAGCUUAGUAAGGAACAGUUCAUGCAAACGUCACAACAUCUCCGGAAGAGCUUUCCCCACCUCUUUCAACUACAGUUUACAUACAAUUACAGUAAUGCAAAGAUGUUAGUGCACUUAUGUUUACACACUUGGUACACCAUAGACAUUUUAUAAUAUUGAUUUUUUUUAAAUUAUGUAACAGGUGAACAUAGUCUAGCAAAUAUCUAGUUCACAACAAUGUAGUCAAACCAGUAUUAUGCACUUGAAAUUACAAGACUAUAAAUUGUGAUGCUGAAUGUUGAUGUAAAUGUAUAAAAAAAUUAUAAAUAAUAAUAUAAUAAAUGAUAAUAUAAUAAUAUAUAAAUAAAUAAUGAGGUACUAUUAAGAUGACACACUAAAAGGCAUAACACAUAACGAAUCAAAUUUGUUACUUAUUGUACAAAAGUUGUAUUAUUGUUGUCCUAAUAUUCCAAUGACUGUAUAAAAAGGUGAUUAUGUUUACAAAUAUGUAAUCAACCAUCCUAUGCUGGAAAAUAAUAUCUGCAAUAAAUGUCAGUACAAGCCCA
Messenger RNA from Phyllopteryx taeniolatus (common seadragon), 4212 nucleotides. RefSeq names its product transmembrane protein 151Bb (gene tmem151bb). The transcript has 2 exons. The coding region runs from base 869 to 2362 and encodes 497 amino acids. The record is from RefSeq and is a predicted model, not a curated record. NCBI's taxonomy places the organism in Eukaryota, Metazoa, Chordata, Actinopteri, Syngnathiformes, Syngnathidae.